Molecule: messenger RNA, 1737 nt
Organism: Dibothriocephalus latus
Lineage: Eukaryota; Metazoa; Platyhelminthes; Cestoda; Diphyllobothriidea; Diphyllobothriidae
Source: the annotation of a GenBank genome assembly
AUGUAUGUUCAUAACCAGGACUGGGCGGCCGCCGCACGAGUUGCCAGUGAACACGAUCCGGAGAGCGUGAAUGAUGUCCUUCUUGGGCAGGCUCGUAUUGCUUUCCGAGAGAAGGAUUUUUCCCUCGCAGAAGCCCUCCUACUGCGAGCCCAACGACCGGACAUGGCGGUUCGUGCCUAUAGGGAAGCCGGUCUCUGGGAGGAUGCACUUCGAGUGGCCCAGGCCUACCUACCCAGUCGUGUGCAGGAACUGCAGGAAGACUACGAAGAGGAGAAAAUGCGUUCUGCGCUGGGUUUGAAGGGAGCACAGUCUGCGGACAGUGCAGCUAAGGGUUCGCCCAUUCGACACAGCACUCUGCGAUCUCAUCAAGACUUUGACCCCUCAGCCAAUCCGCUGUUGAAUCAUGCGCGUCAGUUGGAGGCCCACGGGGAACACCUGAAGGCGGUCGAGCAGUACCUGAAGCUGACACCGGAGCUGCUCGGAGAGAGUGAAUCUGCGCACCCUUUGGACACCUGCGAACACGUGUGGGUGCAUGCGGUCAAUCUGGCCACAAAGUUUCUCGCUCCCGACAAUGCUGUCAAGGUGACCGAACUGGUCGCCUCCCGGCUUACGCGACUGCAGCGCUACUCCACGGCUGGAGACUUGUUGGUCAGCAUUGACAAGGUCCAGGACGCGGUGGAUGUAUUUAUCGCUGGUGAAGAGUGGACCAAGGCAAGAAAGAUCGCUAAGGACCUGGAGCCACGGCUGGAGCCCUAUGUUGAGGCCAAAUACAAGGAAUCUCUCAAGGUGAGUGGUCAUGCGGAAGAAUUGGCUGGUGUCGACGUCAUCUCGGCCAUCGAAAUGUAUGCUGAACAGGGACAUGCUCGCACCUAUGAUGCCCUGCUGCUCUACAAGAACCAUGGCACUCCGCCGUACACUCAAAAUUUCAACAUUUACAAAAGAAUAUUUCAGGAAAUUACGAGUCAGCGGGACCUCUUCAGCGCUGAUGGCUAUACGACCUGGGCCACACUUAGAGAUGUGUUGUUUGAUUUGAAUCAAAGAGUCGUAUCGCCUGACUCGCCAGUAAAGGUGCAACCUACAGUUAUUGCCAUUUUCGAGCGCAUGCUUACCGUUGCUCAUCUCUAUGCCAUACGUUCUGCGCUUAUCUCUGCGAGACAAUCUGAGCUGGUAACCAAAGUGACCGUUUCGCUCUUGCGGGACUGUGACAUUAUUCCAGCAGACAAAGCCUUCUACGAGGCGGGCAUGCAGUGUCGUAAGCAAGGCUGGGACAAUAUGGCCUUCAUCUUUCUGAACCGCUUUUUGGAUCUCGUUGAAGUCAUCGAGGACCCAGAAGGAAAUUGUGACAGUUUGGACAGCAGUGACCUGCAGGACGCGGAUAUUCCCCUGGAAGUGCCUAUUCCCGAAGAGCCCUACGCCACCAAAGCCGAGCACGAGGCUGUAAGAGAAUGGAUCCUUGCUAUGUCCAUGGACCAGAAAUUGGAACAAAUUCUACCAAAAGACGAGAGAGGAGCCUACGUCGCAGCCUUGAAGGCUCCUGGCACUGGUUUGAAGGCUCUGCCAUGUGUUGUGACCGGCUAUCCUGUGCUAAGAAACGGUAUUGCCUUCUCGGAUCCGAAGAGAGUAGCCAAUCAGGACGACUGGAAGCGUCUGCAAAAUGCUGCAAACGUUGCACGAAAUGCCAGUUGCAUUGAUGUCUGUGACUUCAUACGAAAGUGGUGCGGCAGUGUUUUGGGAUGA